Messenger RNA from Pelobates fuscus (common spadefoot toad), 1584 nucleotides. RefSeq names its product cleavage factor polyribonucleotide kinase subunit 1 (gene CLP1). The record is from RefSeq and is a predicted model, not a curated record. The transcript is spliced from 3 exons. Bases 81 to 1412 code for a protein of 443 amino acids. Gene Ontology annotation, molecular function: polynucleotide 5'-hydroxyl-kinase activity. Gene Ontology annotation, cellular component: mRNA cleavage factor complex; nucleus. Gene Ontology annotation, biological process: tRNA splicing, via endonucleolytic cleavage and ligation. NCBI's taxonomy places the organism in Eukaryota, Metazoa, Chordata, Amphibia, Anura, Pelobatidae.
CGUCACUUCCGGCUUCCGGUGGCGGCGGCUGCUCCCGGAAGUAGUUUGUGAGCGGCUUCCGGUGGAGUGGAACGGAUCCAAUGGCUUCAGAAGAAACUCUGCCUCCUAGUGGGUCUACUCUAGAUGGUAGUGGUCCAUGGCAGCCUGCCUCAUCUGGCCCCUCCACUAAGUUUGAGUUGGACCGUGAGACAGAGCUCCGACUAGAGGUGGAAGGUCCAGUUCCUGUGCGAGUAGAGCUGGUGUCUGGUUAUGCAGAGGUGUUUGGGACUGAACUGACUCGAAACAAAAAGUAUACAUUUCCCCCAGGAAGUCGUGCAGCAGUUUUCACGUGGCAUGGAUGCACUGUGCAACUCUGGGGGAGCGCUGAUGUUGCCUACGUUUCUAAAGAUACCCCCAUGCUACUUUAUCUCAACACCCAUGUAGGACUCGAGCAAAUGAGAACACAAGCUGAGCGUGAAGGGGAACGUGGACCUCGGGUGCUGGUGGCGGGGCCUUCAGAUGUGGGCAAAUCCACACUUUGCAGGCUUCUGUUAAAUUAUGCUGUACGAAGGGGACGACGACCUACACUUGUAGAGCUGGAUGUUGGUCAAGGAUCAGUUUCUGUACCUGGGACAGUUGGAGCGCUUUGUGUGGAAAGACCAGCAGAUGUAGAAGAAGGAUUCUCAGCCCAAGCUCCGCUUGUAUAUCACUUUGGAUCUACAACUCCUGGAACUAACAUAAAGUUGUACAACAAGCUUACAUCUCGUCUGGCUCAUGUGUUCAACAUGCGUUGUGAUUCUAACCGCCGUGCAUCAGUUAGUGGAUGUCUUAUUAACACCUGUGGCUGGGUGAAAGGUUCUGGAUAUCAGGCUCUGAUCCAUGCAGCCUCAGCAUUUGAGGUGGAUGUUGUCCUGGUGCUGGAUCAGGAACGUUUGUAUAAUGAUCUCCUCCGAGACCUUCCUCAUUUUGUACGAAUUGUCCUUCUCCCAAAAUCUGGAGGAGCGUCUGAGCGGUCUAAAGAAUGUCGUAGGGAAUCUCGAGAUCAGCGAGUGCGUGAGUACUUCUAUGGUCCCCGAGGCUCACUCUAUCCCCAUGCGUUUGAAGUGAAAUUCUCAGAGGUUCGAGUUUACAAAGUUGGAGCACCAUCUAUUCCAGAUUCUUGUCUUCCCUUGGGUAUGUCACAAGAAGACAAUCAGCUUAAGUUGGUGCCAGUGACACCUGGAAGGGAUAUGGCACAUCAUCUACUAAGUGUGGUACCUGUGGAUGGUGGGGGAGCAGAAGAAGGCUUGGAGGAGAGAAGUGUGGCAGGAUUUAUUGUCAUCACAGGAGUGGACAGUGAAAGGCAGACACUUACAGUGCUGUCUCCUGCACCCAGGCCACUGCCGAAAUGUGUGUUACUUAUCAUGGAUAUCCGAUUUAUGGACCUUAAAUAAAGUUUAUACAUAUACAGGGAAUUUGAUGGUUUGAGCAUAUGUUUGACAGUUUGCGAAAGGAGAUGAUAGUAGAUGGUAAUACCCAUGAAUGUGUGAGGUGGAUGAAAAUUGAUGUGAGAUCAUUGAGUGAACUUUCCUGUUUUAAUAAAGUUAUUUUUAUUUCAAAUUUAAA